This is a messenger RNA of Neodiprion fabricii, 1664 nucleotides long. RefSeq lists its product as uncharacterized. The transcript is spliced from 6 exons. NCBI's taxonomy places the organism in Eukaryota, Metazoa, Arthropoda, Insecta, Hymenoptera, Diprionidae. Bases 56 to 1546 code for a protein of 496 amino acids. The record is from RefSeq and is a predicted model, not a curated record.
UCCUGAAUUGUCAUUGAGAUAUUUUUCAUUAUCUCUAAAAGUAGUUGAAAACUUUAUGGAAAAUGAGAAUGGCUUUAUUGAUCUCAACGGAUCAGAAUUAGAACCACAAGUAUGGGUUCACGUUUUGCCUAGCUUCAAGAGAGGAAAGGUAACAUCCAUAUCCAAAAAAAUUCCACAAACUUGUUCCUUCAACAGCUACGAACAAAUAAAGGAAUACUGGAAAAAUAUGUAUGGCUAUAAUCUACCAGAAAGUGAUGUGGGACUGAUUUAUUAUCAAGUGUGUUUUCCCUGGCCUGAACAAAACUACUAUCACUAUCCUAGCUGCUGCAUUAAAGCUGUCCAGCCCACACAACUUUUCCCAGACAAUGGGGAACAUAUAACGCAGCAGUUCCUUCAAGAUCUCACUGAAAGAGUGCCCACGAUUUUUGGUUCGACGCUAAAAUUACAUGAAUUACCCUCACGACCACCUUCCGAUAACUGGCAAAAAAAUGAUCACAAGGAGAAUAUUUUAAAUCAGUCAUCAUGGGUAGUUCGGAAUACAAACAAAAUUCCAAAUAAACAAUUGACACCAUGUAAUUCUCGGAGUAGUGCAAAUCCUGGCUACAAAUUGCCUGUGAAUUAUCUUGCCCAGAUUGAUGUAAAUUACCUCGGUGCUUUAUCCACUUUUUCAAAUACUUCCGGAACCUCGAGAUUGAUGCAUAACGUAAUAAAAGAUAAAAACCUGAGGGAUGCUCUCAAUAUAAAACGAUUUGUGAGCACAUGUUCGACUGAUAAAAGAAUCCUAGCAGAUUGUUAUGAAAAGUUUUUUCCUCCAGAAAAGAAAUCAAAGUUUUCACAACUUCCUUCCGAUUCAUGUAUUAAGGAAUAUGGCUCUUCACCAUUAUCGGAUAAGCCUAACAUAAAAGUGGAAACUAUGUGUUCAUCUGAAUUGAUCAAAUCUGAUUCUGAUAAAUCACAAAUAUUGAAUGAAUUCGGUGAAAAAGUGGACGACACGUCGUUAAAUUAUAUGCUACGUAGAAGAAGUAGCUUUGAUUUAAACGAUUUUUGUGCAGGAUUAGAUGAAAACAAUUUGUCUGUUGGGUUACUGGAUAAGAAUAUUGCUUUGUGCCCAGAGAAAAGUGACAUCGAUAAGAAUGAAUUUGAUGGGCCCAAUAGUGUAUUGGAAGUGCAAAGCCAUUAUUUCACUAAUAUUCCUGAUAAAUCGCAGUGUAAUGAAAUUACAGAUUUGGUCAAUACUUCACUACAGCAGGACAAACAGUCAGAGAAAAUCAAACCGUUAUCAAAAUUGAAAUUCAAUAACUUGUUCGGCAGGAAAUCAAAAACUCAGAGAACAUCGACAAUGAAUUUGGGAAAGCACAUGCAAAAAAGCAACUUUAAAACAAACAAUAUCGACUUUUACUUUAAAGGGAAAAAGCAGGUGAAUGUAAGCCAUUUUUCAAAAGUGCCAAUAAAACCUUCAAUGCCGAAGCUUAUUCAAACGAACUUGACCAUCAAAAGUGGCGGAAAAAUAGAACUGUGUGGCGCAAAUAAUAAAGAAAGGCAAUAGACUAAAAUCUCAACACCCUGCCAGAAAGGAUUUACCGAAUGAUUGGCAAGUGAUUAUCAAUCCAUAUUAUUCAAUCUGUUUUUUUUUAAAGAUAUUAUUAAUAUAGUACUAUUAAAUA